AUGUAUAAAUUCAACAAACCUUUAAGUGCAAAAUUCGUACCUGGCCCGUUUACUUUGGCCCUUGUGGCAACAGGCUUCGCUGAUGAUACCGCCGGCGGAUCCGGCCUUGGAGGUGCGGUAACCGGAGUAACCACUGGCUUAUGGAAUACCUUGACCAAUCUUGGUAACUCCCUCUGGGCAGUUCCAGCAGUAGUCUACGGGUUACUCUUAGGCCCAUAUGGUAUAUUGACCUUAAUUGUCCUAGGACUAAACUCUGUUGUUAUUUUCCUGUUUGGCCCCAACGGAAUUUUCAACAUCUUCCUCACUGGUGUCGGCAAUGCGCUCGGCCUUCUUCUCGGUAAUACUUUGACUGGCGUGGGCACUUUACUUUACCAAAUCAUUGGGCAAAGAAAACUAAGCGUAAGCGGACGACGAGCCUUCACGCCUGAGGAGCUUGAAGCCUAUCGCCGGGAGCACGCGCAGCAGCAGCACGUUGAGGCGGACGAACCACCCGCGGCGCCGAACGUCGCCGUCGACAAACCAUCCGGCAGCGGAGAGAACGAAGAGUGGCGCAAAUUCCUCUCGCUCACCUCGGACGUCGACGUCGUCCUUAAAAGACCUGCGACGACCGUGACCGAACUGAAGAGUUCCUCUUUCUAUCAACGCGUUCCGCCACCUAGUGAGGUUCGCAAGCAGGAGGAGGAAAAAGAGGCAGAGGUACGUGCUGAGGAGGAAGCCAGAGAGAGGGAGAAACGGCUGUGCGGGAUUACUGUUGAGGCUGCAAUCGUACAGGUAUCCGAAUCUGAGAGCGAGGAAGAUGAUGAAGAUGAUAUCUUUGAUACUGCGUACAUCGAUGCGGUAGCUGCAGGAGAAGUUAAACUUGCUUACAUUCCAGAAUCACCAACUAACGAACCAGACGACGAUAUCUUCGACACCACAUACGCUGAAAAGGCUAUACUUGGUCCCAAUACCGAAAGGAAAGGUAAAAAACUAGUCCCACUUGGAUCUGCAGUUGAGAUCCUCACUGGGCGCGUCCAGGCACCCAGUUGUGUAUCCGUCAAGCGACCUACUGCUAGACGCCAGGUUUUCAAAGAACAGAAUCUUCUAUUAGGGAGUUUUGAUGCGGAUCAACCUCCUCCAGAAAGUACUCAAGCUGAUACUCCACCGAAAGCCGCAAAACCAAGUUUACUUGACGACGACGCACCGGAAGAUUUAGCGGCUGAGCCCAUCGAUCUUUCCAAGGUCAUCGUAGCACCUGUUUGCGUUCCAGUUGAACAAGUUACCCAGAAAUCUUCACCUGAAAAAGACCCUGGACAAGAUAUAUUAGAAGAAUUCGGUGUAUUACAAAAAGUUGCCACACCCGAAGAUGAAGAUGAUCAAGAAUUUGCCCUUCUAGCGGCGGAAAGUCUAUCAAAACCGAAACAAGUUGUUGUUUUGGAAACCCAGACAGCCCAGGUUCCAGCAGAUAACUGGAACGCUUUUGGUCAAGAACAAGUGAAAGCAACUAGUGACGAAGAACCGUUGGACGACGAUCCAUUUGAUACAACUUUCGAUGAAAAUAUACUCCCGGGACAAGCGGAACUCAAACAGAUUGAAAGGGAAAUUCUUGAAAGUGGAGACGACUUGGACUUUAAUCCACGUGCCGACGAAGUUUACUCUGAAAUUAUCAGACGGUCAAGUGUCAGUAUCCAACUUACUAACCCAAGCGGAGAUCGAGAAUCACUGUCUUCAUUGGACAGAGUCAACGAAAGUGAAUUAAAUUCAUUGAAGACAUCACAUCGUGAUCUCCUAGGUGGGUCCAAUACUGAUUUAUCUCAAUUGGGAGAAGCUAUUCAACCGAAAGAAAACGCUGACGAAGACGACGACAAUUUCGACUUUUCUGAUCCAUUUGAUACUUCAGCCGUUGACGCAGUUGCUGCGCCUGGGUGCACAGAACUAAAAUUCUUAGAAAGAGAACUCCUAGGUGAACAAGUUGUUCAACAAGUUGUAAAACCACCUGCACGGCCCGCACCGCCGGUUUUAGCAGCGACACUACCUAUCGAAGACGACGACGACUUUGAUCCAAGAGCAUUCGAUAACCCACAACCUUCCUUCAAUCGGAAAGUCUCCUUUGACUUACCCUUGACGAAAACAGAUUUAUUAAGCGCCAACGAAGACGAUUCGAAAGUUUCUAAACCACUAACACCUUAUUACGUAAGAGAGAAUUCAAUACCAGAACAGGAUCUAGAUCCGUUUGAUACUACUUUUGCUGAGAGUAUUGCUCCUGGUCAAGCGGAAUUGAAACAAAUCGAAAGUGCACUACUAAAUUCAGAAGUUUCUGUUUGUGACUUCAACCCAAGAGACGAGAAACAAAUUGCAGUCGCUAAGGUUAAAGAAGAAAUCGAACAGAUUAUACGGGCACCAAGAAAACCUUCGUUGCCGUUACAACCGGCAGCACAGAUCGUAAACCACCCAGUCCGGAACCACUUGUUAUUAGGUCUUGACAACGACAUAGGAGCAAAGGUUUUAACCCCUGCCGCACAAAACACAAGUUUUGAAGAGGAUAUCGAUCCGUUCGAUACCUCGAUUGCCUGUAAUAUACUUCCGGGUCAAACGGAACUGCGUUUGUUAGAAUCCGAACUGAUAACAAACGCGCCUCCUGUGAUUGUUCAAGCACCUAUUAAGAGAAAUUUAACCGAUCCGGAUUUUGAUCCUUAGAGACGAACCUACCCAGCGGUGGAGUCAACCAAGUCAGCAAAAUAUUCUAGAAGCCGAGACUGGUCAAUCAGACGUAAAAUUAUUGACUCCGCUUACUGGUAAAGUUAGCUUCGACGUUGGUUUUGAGGAAGAC
This is a messenger RNA of Dalotia coriaria, 2809 nucleotides long. RefSeq names its product stoned A (gene stnA). NCBI's taxonomy places the organism in Eukaryota, Metazoa, Arthropoda, Insecta, Coleoptera, Staphylinidae. The record is from RefSeq and is a predicted model, not a curated record.